AUGACUACCCUAGAUGCCUUGAUAAACAAAGCCACGGACCCGACCCUUACUUCUGACAACUGGCAAUACAUCUUAGAUGUCUGCGACAAGAUCUCAUCCAAUCCUGAAUUGGAAACUAGCAGGGCUGUCAAUUUGAUAAAGACAAAAAUUACAUCAACAAAAGAUGCAAACACUAUCCUAAGGUCAUUAUCCUUGUUGGUUGCCAUUGCUGAAAACUGUGGGUCCCGAAUGAAGCAAGAAAUUGCCAGCAAGUCUUUUCUUGAAGACUCUUUAGUCAAGAAGUUGCUGGAUAAAAAAUUACACAUCACUGUCAAGUACCGAAUCAUUGAAGUUCUCGAACAAUUGAACAACAGUUUCAAGUCAGAUCCAUCAUUGAAGCCAAUGAAUGAUGCAUACAACUUGGUGAAAUCGGAAUAUCCCCAAUAUUUCAAAGCACAACAGGGUCCCAAUAAACCAGCAAAACAAGAAAGGACACAACAGGACAAGAAUAAAGAGGAUGAAGAAUUACAAAGAGUUUUGAAGCUAUCAUUGCAGGAGUAUGAAAACGAGCAGAACUUGAAAAAUCAGUACUUGAAUAACAAGCCAUUACCAAAUGCACAGCAAGCACAAUCACAGCAGCAGCAACAAGAUCAACAGCGUGCAGUCUCUCCGAGUGGAUCAGACACUGAGCAGACAGUGGCAACAGUGUCGAAAGUGAGAGCAUUGUAUGAUUUGAUAUCAUACGAAGAGGACGAGCUUUCUUUUAGAAAAGGUGACGUGAUAACUGUGAUUGAAUCAGUUUACAGAGAUUGGUGGAGGGGAUCAUUACCCAACGGAAAAAUUGGAAUCUUUCCGUUAAACUAUGUGACUCCUAUUGUCAACAAGUCACCUCAAGAGUUGGCUCGUGAGAAUGAAAUGGAGAGUAAAUUAUUGAAUGUGGAUCAAAAGCAAAUUGACCGAUUAUUGGCUAUUUUGUCAACCAAUAACAUUUCACAAAUCAAUGAGGAUGAAGUUACUGAGUUAUACAAUAAUGUCAUAUCUUCGAGGAUCCAAUUGGGUGGUCUAAUAGAUAAGUAUAGUGUCCGGCAAGAAGAAUUGGGAGUAUUGAAUACUCAAUUGAAUUCGGAGGUCAAAUCGUAUAACGAGCUAUUGGAGAAGCUGAUCAAUAAUAGGUCAAAGCAGGGUAAUGCAACUGCUUAUAAUCAACUUCCAUAUCCGACCAUCUCACACGCGGUACCUCAGUUGGUACAACAACCACAGCGGCAAGUUACUGGUCCUAGUCCUCAACAUCAGCAACCGCAACAAGCCACUGGCGGUCAUCAGACACAAUACCAUCAACCAGCUGGCACAAGACCGCCUUUUGAGCAGCCCACAGUACAGCAACAGCAACAGUACCAGAACCCCGCACUGACAGAGCCCCCAUAUCAGCAGCAGCCAUCUCAGUAUCAACAAAAUACUGGUUUCAAUGCUCCAUAUCAUGGUCAGCAGUAUGCUCCCUACCUCAACCCUCAACAUUUAAACCAACAGAACACCAGUGCUGGCUUUGGUAACUCUGGAUAUUAG
Lodderomyces theae is the source of this 1542-nucleotide messenger RNA. RefSeq names its product ESCRT-0 subunit protein (gene HSE1). Gene Ontology annotation, molecular function: ubiquitin binding; phosphatidylinositol binding. The coding region runs from base 1 to 1542 and encodes 513 amino acids. Lineage: Eukaryota; Fungi; Ascomycota; Pichiomycetes; Serinales; Debaryomycetaceae. The record is from RefSeq and is a predicted model, not a curated record. Gene Ontology annotation, cellular component: ESCRT-0 complex. The transcript has a single exon. Gene Ontology annotation, biological process: protein transport to vacuole involved in ubiquitin-dependent protein catabolic process via the multivesicular body sorting pathway.